Messenger RNA from Cololabis saira (Pacific saury), 1498 nucleotides. RefSeq names its product annexin A5b (gene anxa5b). The transcript has 13 exons. Gene Ontology annotation, molecular function: calcium ion binding; calcium-dependent phospholipid binding. Lineage: Eukaryota; Metazoa; Chordata; Actinopteri; Beloniformes; Belonidae. Bases 192 to 1145 code for a protein of 317 amino acids. The record is from RefSeq and is a predicted model, not a curated record. Gene Ontology annotation, biological process: negative regulation of coagulation. Gene Ontology annotation, cellular component: cytoplasm.
CAGUGGUGGGACGCACCAGGGUGUGGUCCUGCAAGCGCGACGGAUAGUUUAUAGUUUAGGGUUUCCUCUCUUUCUCCUCCUUCUACUCUGCGCUUCUCCUCCUGCCGGAUCUCCCUGCCUGCUUACGGACCGCUGCAUCUAUAGCGACUUCCUGCUUUCUGCUCCAAAAGUAAUCGUCCAAGACCGUGAAAAUGGCCUGCAGAGGAACUAUUAAGGCGAGUCCUAACUUCAACGCCAGCGGUGAUGCAGAGGUCCUGUACAAGGCCAUGAAAGGGCUGGGGACCGAUGAGGAUUCCAUCUUGCAGCUGCUGACUGAUCGCAGCAACGCCCAGAGGCAGGAGAUCAAGGCCACCUACAAGACUCUGUAUGGAAAGGAUCUGAUAGAUGACCUGAAAGGAGAGCUGGGUGGCAAAUUUGAGACACUGAUUGUGGCUCUGAUGACUCCACCCAUUGCUUAUGAUGUGACAUUACUUCGCAAUGCCAUCAAGGGGGCAGGAACGGAUGAGAAGGUCCUGGUUGAGGUACUUGCUUCCAGAACUUCUCACCAGGUGAAGGACAUUGUUGCCGCUUACAGACAAGAGUAUGAUGCCGACCUGGAGGAGGAUGUAUGUGGUGACACUUCUGGUCACUUUCAGAGGCUUCUGGUUAUUCUGCUCCAGGCAAACAGGCAGACAGGAAUCCAGCAGGGAAACCUUGAGAGCGAUGCACAGGCUCUCUUUAAGGCAGGAGAGGAGAAGUUUGGCACCGAUGAGCAAUCAUUUGUUACCAUCCUGGGAAACCGCAGCGCCGAACAUCUGAGAAAAGUAUUUGAGGGUUAUAUGAAGCUGUCCGGAUACGAGAUGGAGGAGAGUAUCCAGAGAGAAACAUCUGGUAACCUGAGAGACCUGCUUCUAGCUGUUGUAAAGUGUGCCAAGAGUGUUCCAGCCUACUUCGCUGAGACCCUGUACUAUGCCAUGAAGGGUGCUGGUACUGACGAUGACACCCUGAUCAGGGCGAUGGUGACUCGUAGUGAAGUGGACUUGAUGGAGGUCAGGUCUGAGUUCAGGAGGCUGUUUGCUUGUUCUCUCCACUCAAUGAUCAAGGGUGAUACCGGUGGUGACUACCGCAAGGCUUUACUGUUGCUCUGUGGUGGAGAUGAUGCAUAACCGUGGCAACAAGUAAUAAUAGUAACACACCUGCAGUGCCUCCUCUCUUCGUGGACCCAGUGGGCCAUCAGCUCGCUGAAACAACAAGCUAACCCAAAGUUGUUUUUCUUUUGUUUUGUAAGAACAAGACAAUACAUCAGGUCUUUAAAACUAUGAUUCCAAACAAUGUCUUUGACAGGUAGCUAACAUUUUGUCAACCUUAAUGGAGCUUUUAAAUGAUAAUUUUUCCAUAACUUGUGUAAUAUCUUUCAUUUAUAAUUUUGAAGUACCAGACAACCGUUGUUUUGUUUGCACUUUGUAUGGCAGAACCAAUAUAUGCAAUAUUAAAUGUUUCAGUUAAUGAAGGACAGUGA